AUGUCGGUCUCCAAGGUUCAUUCUAGAUACGUUUACGAUUCGCGUGGUACUCCUACGGUGGAGGUUGAGGUCACCACAGGUAAGGGGCUGUUUAGAGCGAUCGUUCCCUCGGGUGCAUCUACUGGUGUUCACGAAGCGGUGGAGCUAAGAGACAAUGACAAGUCUAAAUGGUUGGGAAAAGGUGUCCUCAAGGCUGUUUCCAAUGUUAACAGUAUUCUUGGACCAAACUUAGUGAAGUCAGGUUUGAAGGUGACAGAUCAGAAGGCAGUGGACGAUCUACUGAAAAAACUGGACGGUACUGAUAAUAAGGGCAAGCUUGGUGCUAAUGCAAUCUUGGGUGUAUCUAUGGCAGUUGCUCGCGCUGGCGCUGCCGAAAAAAUGUGCCACUUUACGAGCACAUUGCCGAUCUGUCCGGCACGAAGAAGGAUAAAUAUGUGCUGCCAGUUCCAUUCAUGAAUGUUCUCAAUGGUGGUGAGCAUGCUGGUGGCAGUUUACCUUUCCAAGAGUUCAUGAUUGGUGCAACGUCGGCUACGUCCUUUGCCCAAGCCGUUCAGUGGAAUUCUGAAGUUUAUUACACGUUGAAAGCUCUUGCUAAGAAGAAGUAUGGAUCUUCUGCUGGAAACGUCGGUGACGAAGGAGGUGUUGCACCUGACCUGCGAACCGCUGAGGAAGCUUUGGAUUUGAUUGUCGAAUCGAUCAAAACAGCUGGCUACGAGGGCAAGGUUAACAUUGCCAUGGAUGCUGCUUCUUCGCAGCUCUUCAAGGAUGGAAAAUAUGACUUAGAUUUCAAGAAUGCGAAAUCAAAUCCAGAUGACUGGCUUACGACCGAACAAUUGACAAAGAAGUACCACGAAUUGGUCAGAAAGUAUCCUCUUGUGUUUUUGGAGGAUCCUUUUGCAGAAGAUGACUGGGGGUCUUGGAAUAAAUUCUACGCAUCAAAUGUGGGUGUGCCUGUGGUGGCAGAUGAUUUGGUAUGUACAAACCCGGUCAGAAUUGCAAAAGCAAUCAAGGAACAGUCCGCCGAUACGUUGCUGUUAAAGACAAACCAAAUUGGUACAGUUUCAGAAACACUCAUGGCCUCGAAACUAGCGCUAGAAGCAGGCUGGGGCGUACUCGUUUCUCAUAGGUCCGGUGAAACCGAAGACACAUUUAUUGCAGACCUCGUUGUUGGUCUCAGGACUGGUGAGAUCAAGUCGGGGGCACCAACUAGGUCAGAAAGGUUGGCAAAGUACAAUCAAAUUUUACGGAUUGAGGAAGAGUUGGGUGACAAUUGUAUCUAUGCAGGGUAUAAGUUUCACGACGGUUUCAAGUUGUAG
This is a messenger RNA of Lachancea sp. 'fantastica', 1316 nucleotides long. The record is from the annotation of a GenBank genome assembly. NCBI's taxonomy places the organism in Eukaryota, Fungi, Ascomycota, Saccharomycetes, Saccharomycetales, Saccharomycetaceae.